AUUCUCCUCGCCUCGUGAAUCGAACUUGCAGAAGAUAGAAGUAGAACGUAUACAGAGAAGGAUAUGGGUAAAACUGGGCAAACAUUUAACGCCCGAACAGACAUUUAUGUAAAGAGGACUGUUAUGAACUGUGAAAAGUGGAGUUAGUGUUUUUAUUUAGCUUUUUUAGUUUAUUUAUUGCACAUCAAAAUAUAAGCACAAUGUGGCAUGGAAAAAUGUACCGCGACCUUUUUAGCUCCAGUCUGCGUGUGCUGCACAAUAUUAAUUCGACUGCCGAAAAAGGAGCAGUCGCCACAGCUUUGUCUGUCACAAGAACAUUUACUUCUCUAGAACAAGCCGAUGCAAGAGAGAGAAACCGAUCAGUUACGUCGUUCUACAAUCAACCAGCAAUUGACGCCGCGGCAGAUAAGCCCGCUGUUCGCCUGUCGCCGACUACUUUACUCUAUUCUGGGAAGUCUCCUGAUGGCAAUCAUAUUCUGAGAAGUGCCCAGUAUUUGCAUAAAGAGUUACCAGUGCGUGUUGCUCACCGCAUCGUAGCAUUUCGUGGUUUGCCAUUUAUCGUAGGCUGCAAUCCAACUAUUUUACAGGUUCAUGAGCUGUACAUUAGAGCAUUCCACCUCACCUCUGAGUUUCCUCCAAUUAGAGAUUUUGAAGAUGAGCAGAAAUACAGUCAGAUGGUACGAGGAUUGCUUGAUGAUCACAAAGAUGUUGUUACAAUGCUGGCGGAGGGCUUCAAAGAAAGCAGAAGGCAUAUUAAGGAUGAGCAACUGGUACGGCGCUUUCUGGACAACACGCUUACUUCUCGUCUGGCGCUGCGAAUGCUUGCUGAACAUCACUUAGCAUUGAAGAUAGAAAGGCCUCAUCAUGUUGGUAUUAUAAAUACACAAAUGUCUCUGAGGAAGGUAGUGGAUAACUGGGUGGACUUCUCACAGAAAUUGAGUGAAUCAAAAUAUGGAUAUUUUCCGAAUGUGAAACUGAAAGGUCAUGUGAACGCAACGUUUCCAUACAUCCAGGUACCACUUGACUAUAUACUGCCAGAAUUACUCAAAAAUGCCAUGAGGGCAACUAUGGAGGCGAACUUGGAUAAUCCUAAUAACGUACCGGAUAUAAGUUUAACUAUUGCUAAUAAUGACAAUGAUUUCAUUAUAAGAAUCUCUGACCGCGGUGGGGGAAUUCCACACCCAGAUGUUCAUAAAGUGUUUCAGUAUCAUUAUACCACUUCUGGUCGUGUCGAUGACGACAGAGUCAGUCGGGGUAUAUUUGGUGAAAUGAUGAACUCUGACCAGCAAGGACCUGGUGGUGGACCCAUGCAUGGCUUUGGCUUUGGACUACCAACAGCUGAUGCCUAUGCCAAAUUUCUUGGCGGAUCUUUGGAAAUACAAAGUAUGCAAGGCAUUGGCAGUGAUACGUAUCUACGAUUGCGGCAUAUUGAUGGAAAGUUUGAAAGCUUUCGUAUCUAAAUUAUUUAAUUGCAUUAUCUUUUUCUGUCAGCUAACAGAUUUCACAUGUAAUUUUGUUGCUGUAGUAGAAAGUAUGUUGCUGUCAGUAGAAAGUAUGAAGAUAAGCAAAGAAAGAUGAUCAGAUGAUCAUUUAAGGAGGUUCAAUACAGUUUAACUUUUUUGAUGUGCGCACAAUCUUAGACAAUUUGAAGUAACUCUAAUUUUCUCAUUAAAUCUAUGUGUGUGAAACGAGUAAAAAUUUCAAUGAUUUACUUGAGUAUAUGGCUGUUACAGAUGCUACGUCACCUCUUCAAAGUGGUUGUGUAACAGUUUUUAUGCGGGGAAAAAUGAUAUCAUACCUGUAUUAAAAUGUAUCACUUUAAAAA
This is a messenger RNA of Saccoglossus kowalevskii, 1825 nucleotides long. RefSeq names its product branched-chain alpha-ketoacid dehydrogenase kinase-like. Gene Ontology annotation, biological process: protein phosphorylation; regulation of glucose metabolic process. Gene Ontology annotation, molecular function: pyruvate dehydrogenase (acetyl-transferring) kinase activity. Gene Ontology annotation, cellular component: mitochondrion. The record is from RefSeq and is a predicted model, not a curated record. NCBI's taxonomy places the organism in Eukaryota, Metazoa, Hemichordata, Enteropneusta, Harrimaniidae.